AUGUGGCGCGCGUAUCGCGUGGCUGCGCUUCGCCACCUCCGGAAUGAGGCUGCUCGAGUUUCAAUUGUUCGUGUACCGCUCAAUCUUUCGCUGCAGCGAUAUGGUGCCAACAGGUACUUCACGAGCAUCGCCGGCGUGGAUCGCGACUUGCUGCUCACCCGCUCUGCGCGCGAAUUGCGCGAUGAGUUGGGCGAGUCCAAGAUCGGAAACGUGGCCAAGGCGCUCACGCAUGAGCUGGAUGACGCUAUUGCGCGCGAGGAAGUGACCAGCGCCGAGGUCAUCGACCUGUUCACGGCGGCCCAGAAGACGCGCGCCAUAUCCGUGAUGCUGAAAGCCUUCAGUUUUCUAGAAGCCAACUUUCCUGCUCACAUCAACUUUGCAGUGUAUGGUGAAGUGUUUCGUGUCCUGGUUCGCAAGAACAACCCCGAUCGCCUGAUUCAGAUCUACGAGACAUCAAAGCCACGCUUCAGCGCGGUUCCUGAAAUGAUCUACCGCUUCGGAAUCAUUGGGUAUUUGCAAAAGAAUGACAUGGAAGCGGCCGUCGAUACUUGGCAAGAAAUGCUGAAUGCCGGCCAUGAAACGACCAACGAAAUUACGUCACGACUGAUGAUGGCGUACGCGCGCCAUGGACAGGCGGAGAAAGUGCUGGAGCUGUUCGAGUCUAUCGAUCCACAGAUUGGCCAUUGGCAUGAGUCAUGCAUUGACCGAGUUAUACUCAGCAUGGGCAUUAUUGAGCAGCCUGCGAAGGCCUUCGAAUUCUACAGCAACUCGAGCAUGAAGUUGAACGGUGGCACGCUGAUGGCUCUCCUCAGCGUCUGCAAUAACAACAAUUGCAAGCAACAGGCUUCGGACAUUUUGGCGAACCGCAAGAAGUUUGAUUUGCGCCUUGACGCGCGCGGCUACAACCGCAUCAUGAUGACACUAGAAUUUCUAGAGCGCAACGACGAGAUCAAGGACGUCUUGGAGGAAAUGGUUGAGAAUGGAGUUCGUUUUGACACUCGAACGAACACCAUUAUUGAGCGCAACGCCCAGUUUUUAAAGGACACGAAAUACGUUGCUAAUUACAGCAAGAGCAAGGCUGCAGGAUUCACGAUUAGUCCGCGCAUUCGAGAGAUGCUUGCGCAAGGGCAAUUGAGUGAAGCUGCAACUUACGUAGACUCCAUUGUAAUGCCCGUGGACGAGUCACAAAUACCAGACGAUUUUGACGGCAAAGUUCCUGAAGGGGCACUGGUUGUGAGCUCCAAUACGGCACGGGAUGUCGUGCAAACGUACAUUAAGACUGGACAACUUGACAAAGUGGCCGCUUUGGUCAAAGGAUUCUCCGUAGUCCGUGGCAAGUACACGUUUGCUUUGGCUGAAGUCAUUACUCACUGUCUAAAGUUGAACGCCAAGACAGGGGAUGAGCUUAGCUAUGCUGCCAGUAAGGCUUUGCUUUACCAAGGAAUCCGCAUUCACCGCGUGAAUGACGCGCUAAUGUUAUUCCGUCGUUUUCACGACCCUGAAGCAGCCCUUGAGCUCUUUGACCAAGUACUGGCUUCGUAUUGUGGUAGGGAUGGCAACAAUGCGCGGCUGCCUGCUGGAGACGAAGAUGAGAAUGAUGAUGAGUUCGAAAGAAAACCACACUACGUGAAUUUCAACAUUGGCAAGGUGAUCAACUUGCUUUUACGGACGCUGGUGGAAAACGGCAGGAUGGCAGAUGCUCUGGAUGUACUGAAGACGAUGGAAAGUCGGGGGCUGCAGGCCACACAAGCUAAUUACGUCACAAUUCUAAGCUCGAUGCACAAGUGUUUGCUGCAGUCGAACAAUGGUACCGAAAAGCAGAAGGCGGCCUAUGAUAUUUCCAGUUUUCAGGCAGUGCUGAAGGACCUCAUGGACCGUGAUAUGAAAGUGAGUAAGGCUGUCGUGGGCUAUUUGUGCCCUGCGUACAAAGACGCAAACAAGCAGCAGCGUUUGGAACUACUGGAGGCUUUUGAUGAGGCCAUGACUAAUCCGAAUGACAGCUACGUCUUGCCGCACUUGUGCUAUGCAACACUCUUGGCGUUUACUGCACAAGAGGGUACUAUGUCGCAGCUGAAGAAGCUGUACGACGAAGCUGUGAAUUCCCUGGACAAAAAAGAAGCUUUGGGCGUGCCACGCAGCUGGGUGACUGUUUUAGUCGAGAAGCUCGUUGAUGAUGGUGACGUGGAAGAAGCCGAGCAGCUUGUAAAAGAGAUGUGUAUGGUGUGUGGUGGAUACACGUUUGGAGCUAUACUAGCAGUACUGAAGGGAGCUCUGGAAACCCAGAAGCUGGAUGUCGUUGAAAGCAUGGUGGCGCUCUUGGAAGAACGAGAGUUCAUUGUGAGGUUAUCUGACGCGUACGAGCUAGUCCAUUUGGCCCGGAAGCACGACCUGUCGCUGAAGGCACUGGAUAUCAUUCGACUCUUUGAAAAGAACAACUUGAAGGACGUACCGCCUCGAGCGGAUGGCUCUGGAACUCUGGAAGAGGCCUACUUCCGACGCCAGCGCGGCGAUCUCCAUGCGUUCCGAAAGGUGAAGACCAUGUACAGUGUGGCUCUCAAGGCAUGCGAGAAGAGCGGACUCUGGAAACAGGCGCUUGUGCUGCAGGACCAGAUGACGACACUGCUAGGCAAGGAGGCCAUGGACGCGACCGCCGCGAAUGGGACGCCCAAGGAGAAGCAGUCGAACUACGAAUAG
Messenger RNA from Peronospora matthiolae, 2694 nucleotides. The record is from the annotation of a GenBank genome assembly. NCBI's taxonomy places the organism in Eukaryota, Oomycota, Peronosporomycetes, Peronosporales, Peronosporaceae.